GUGGGGCAAAGAGGCCUUGAAGAGCUGAAAGCCUCCAACCAACCGACAGGCCACAAGGAAAAGGGAAGCUCGGAUCCGCGUCGCCGUCCCACCUGCAAUACGCGGGAUUCCAACAUCACCAUAUCCGACGGCAACAUCCACGAUGCCGCUCGACGACUACGCCUCCGCAGUAGGCGGCGGCCUCAAGCUCAAGGGCGCCAAAGUGACCAAACCGAAAAAGAAGAAGAGACGCGACAAGACCGACCUCGAAAAGAACCUCGAGACGGGCGACGAAGGCAGCAGCACUGCGCUGGUGAAGCACCGGGAAGAAUCUGCCGGCGACUCGAAAUCAAAGUCAAAAAAGAAGAGCGAGGACCCCGAGGAGGACCGGAACGACGACGAUGACGACGAGGGCAGCGGCCGGGUCGUGCAAAAGACGGAGGCGGAGAGGCGGUACGAGGAGAGGAAGCGCAAGAGGCUCCUCGAACUCGCAGAAUCGUCAAGCUCCCGCCCCGAGCUCCUCAAGACGCACAAGGAACGCGUCGAGGAGCUAAAUACGUACUUGUCCAAGCUGAGCGAGCACCACGACAUGCCCAAGAUUGGACCCGGUUAAGACCUGCUCCGUGUAGAGGUCUAGUCGAGGAUGCUCUGGAGCAAGGCGAGGAAGGUUUUGUCGGUUGGGUCUUUUGCUUCUUGGAUGGAUUGGACGGGCAGGGGAAAUGGAGUUUGGAUUUCGGCGUUAUUGUAUACCCUUUCCAAAGUCUGGGCAAUCGAAAACAUAUUCAUCAUUUAGCGUUGCUGGUGCUGGUGCCGGUGCUGCCAUGCUACCUAGCUGUCAUACUGUCAUACUGUCAUGCUGCCACGGAGCUUCUCUCCCUUGACGCAGAGAGAUGACACUGCGGAAACAAGCAAGACACCAGCGAAACGCAAAUGAACCAUCUGACAUCUGGCAUCUUGGAUCAAAUGAUCAAACACACCCCGCC
This is a messenger RNA of Colletotrichum scovillei, 962 nucleotides long. RefSeq lists its product as uncharacterized. Bases 143 to 592 code for a protein of 149 amino acids. The transcript has 2 exons. NCBI's taxonomy places the organism in Eukaryota, Fungi, Ascomycota, Sordariomycetes, Glomerellales, Glomerellaceae. Gene Ontology annotation, cellular component: nucleolus. The record is from RefSeq and is a predicted model, not a curated record.